UACGCCUCUCAUUUCCUGAUUUAGUGUGCGGAUUGCAUUUUUUCAGCAUCAGGCAUCGCCAAGUGGGUUUCAGUCAUGUCAGCACCUGCCAUGGGGACUACGAAAACGGCUCACAGUGAUUUGGCCCCCAAGAAAAAGAAGGGACCGGGUGCUCUAGCUACAGCAUAUCUGGUUAUAUAUAACGUGGUAAUGACAGCGGGGUGGCUGGUCAUUGCCGUGGGUUUGGUGCGGGCCUACUUGGCCAGAGGCAGUUACCACGGCCUUUACUACUCUAUAGAGAAACCCCUAAAGUUCUUUCAGACUGGAGCUCUCCUGGAGAUUUUGCACUGUGCUGUGGGGAUUGUUCCUUCCUCUGUGGUUCUAACAGGAUUCCAAGUGUUCUCCCGGGUGUUCCUCACCUGGGCCGUGACGCACAGCGUCCGAGAGGUGCAGAGUGAAGACAGUGUCCUGCUCUUCGUGUCGGCAUGGACCCUCACAGAGAUCAUCCGCUAUUCGUUCUACACUUUCAGCCUGCUCAACCACCUGCCCUACCUUAUCAAAUGGGCACGGUACACAUUCUUCCUAGUACUGUAUCCAAUGGGGGUGACUGGCGAGCUGUUGACUGUCUAUGCUGCGCUGCCCUACGUGCAGAAGACUGGCCUCUAUUCUAUCACUUUGCCCAACAAGUACAACUUCUCCUUUGACUACCACACCUUCCUAAUCCUCAUUAUGUUAUCCUACAUUCCACUGUUUCCCCAACUUUACUUCCACAUGAUGCGUCAGAGGAAGAAAGUCUUGGGCCACGCGGAGGAGUACAAAACAGAGUAAACUUGAAACCGAUGGUAGACUGAUCACAUCAUGUCACGGGAAGUGGAAAAAGAUGAGAUACCCCUUUAAAAAACAAAAGAAGAUUCACCUCACCUGACCUGUUAAAUAUUUCUGCUUAUUGAAAUACCAAGAAACCUACAUCUUUUUCAGAUCAAGAAAAUAACAUGGAGAAUCGGGAUUGUUGAUUUAACAAUGGUUAUUGGUAUUGGUCUCUUGCCUGGUUCUUGCCUGGUUUUUUAAAUGCUGAAAUGUCAUUUACAAUAUGCAGACUGCUUUUUGGUUUUCUUUAUAGGUAUUUGCAGUUACCAUACCAUAAAAAGCUAAUUACUAAAACAAUUGUUUAGUGAACCUGAGGAUUCAGUUCAACUGCACUGCACCUGUUUUAGAGGCAUCCAGAUUGCUGUCCUGUUGGUUGUGACUUGUGGUCAUAAUUGCAUUGGAUGCACUAAUUCAAUCAACCCCCUGUUCUCUCAUGGUUCAGUAGGAGACAAACACUAGAUCCCAACCGCUUCUUUAAUAAUGUGUUGCAUCCUAUAUUAUAGCCUAUUCUUUACAGUGCUCUACUUUUGACAAGAGCCCAAUAGGGAAUAAUGCCAUUUGGGAUGCAGCCAUGUUGUCGCUUAAAUUAAAAGUUGUUGUCAUUUAAAAUAAAUAAUUGAACUCUAAAUAGAGAACAAUGCCUAGUAAAUUAUUCAAGUAAUUUAUUUAAUCAAUUAGUAGUUUUUUUUACUUGCAGAACAUCUGAUUAAAUCCCCUGUUUGGUGUAAUAAAGCUUUUUUUUCCCCCUUU
Esox lucius (northern pike) is the source of this 1596-nucleotide messenger RNA. RefSeq names its product 3-hydroxyacyl-CoA dehydratase 2 (gene hacd2). Gene Ontology annotation, biological process: sphingolipid biosynthetic process; fatty acid elongation; very long-chain fatty acid biosynthetic process. Lineage: Eukaryota; Metazoa; Chordata; Actinopteri; Esociformes; Esocidae. Gene Ontology annotation, cellular component: endoplasmic reticulum membrane. The transcript is spliced from 7 exons. Gene Ontology annotation, molecular function: 3-hydroxyacyl-CoA dehydratase activity. The record is from RefSeq and is a predicted model, not a curated record. The coding region runs from base 76 to 807 and encodes 243 amino acids.